Messenger RNA from Perkinsus marinus ATCC 50983, 603 nucleotides. RefSeq lists its product as hypothetical. The transcript is spliced from 5 exons. NCBI's taxonomy places the organism in Eukaryota, Perkinsozoa, Perkinsida, Perkinsidae. The coding region runs from base 1 to 567 and encodes 188 amino acids. The record is from RefSeq and is a predicted model, not a curated record.
AUGUCGGCGUGGUCUUUCGAAGCGUACAUCGGCAUACCAUUGGCCGCAGUUGUUCUGUUGCUCCUCCUAUCGGACAUCUCCUUCCUCCAGAAGUUUGCUUGCAAACUCAGCAACCUAUCCUUCACUGUUGGAGACUACGGCAUUUCGCUCAGCCUGGGCAUGGUCACUAUUGCAUCUGCUCUAUUCGUGUCGCAAUGGAUGACGUUGCGCGGUCUUGAUGCAAUGAAGGAAACUCAGCUCAGCGACUUGACCACUGUAGAGUUGCAGGAUCGGUUCUUGAUGAAAGCAUGGAGGGCUGAGAGAAAUUGGUGGAUCUCGCUUUUUUCACUGACUUUGUGGCUUAUGGUCUGGAGGUCUGCCACUUGGGUACAGGGACUCAUUGAUGAGGAACAGAAGGACUCUCAGCAAGGCGAGUCUGGUCUAACCGGUGACCUGAAGGUGAAAGAGAAGUCUAAAGAUGCUACAAGCACUGUUGUUGACCAAAAGAAGCCAGCGGUCUCCAAGGCAGCUUCGCCAGCGGUCUCCAAGGCAGCUUCGGAGGUGGAAAUGACGAGUAUGAAGAAGUGAGAUAUCUGUAGCGGCAACUAUACUGUGUUUCUAUUC